This is a messenger RNA of Lathyrus sativus (Indian pea), 1221 nucleotides long. The record is from the annotation of a GenBank genome assembly. NCBI's taxonomy places the organism in Eukaryota, Viridiplantae, Streptophyta, Magnoliopsida, Fabales, Fabaceae.
AUGGCCACCGCCGCAGCACGUCCACUUGUCACCGUGCAAGCCCUAGAAGGAGAUAUGGCCACCGAUACAGCAACAACCCUCCCCAUUCCCGAUGUCAUGCGUGCUUCAAUUCGUCCUGACAUCGUAAAUUUUGUCCACUCCAACAUCUCCAAUAACAGCCGUCAGCCCUACGCUGUCAGUCGUCGUGCCGGUCACCAAACCUCCGCUGAAUCAUGGGGAACUGGUCGUGCUGUUUCCCGUAUCCCUCGUGUUGCAGGUGGUGGAACUCACCGUGCCGGUCAGGCAGCAUUCGGAAACAUGUGUCGUGGUGGUAGGAUGUUUGCACCAACCAGGAUCUGGCGCCGCUGGCACCGUAAGAUCAACGUUAACCAGAAGCGUUACGCAGUUGUUUCCGCCAUUGCAGCCUCUGCAGUUCCCUCCCUCGUUCUCGCUCGUGGUCACAGGAUCGAGACUGUUCCCGAGUUUCCUCUCGUUGUUGGUGAUUCUGCUGAAGGAGUGGAGAAAACAAAGGAAGCUAUCAAAGUUCUGAAGAAGAUCGGAGCUUUUCCUGAUGCUGAGAAAGCAAAAGACAGCCAUGGCAUUCGUCCUGGCAAGGGAAAAAUGCGUAACCGUCGCUAUAUCUCUCGUAAGGGUCCACUCAUUGUCUACAGCACCGAAGGAGCUAAAGCUGUGAAAGCUUUCAGGAACAUCCCUGGCGUUGAGAUAACCAAUGUGGAGAGAUUGAAUCUGUUGAAGCUUGCACCUGGUGGACAUUUGGGUAGGUUUGUGAUUUGGACCAAAUCUGCAUUUGAGAAAUUGGAUUCGAUUUACGGGUCAUUUGACAAGGCUUCUGAGAAGAAGAAAGGGUAUGUUCUACCUAGGGCAAAGAUGACGAACUCUGAUUUGACUAGAAUCAUUAAUUCCGAUGAAGUUCAAUCUGUUGUGAGACCUAUUAAGAAGGAAGUUAAGCGUGCAACUCUUAAGAAGAAUCCUCUUAAGAAUCUUAAUGUUAUGCUUAGACUUAAUCCUUAUGCUAAGACAGCAAAGAGAGCGGCUUUGCUUGCUGAGGCUCAGCGUGUUAAGGCUAAGGCAGAGAAGCUUGAUAAGAAGAGGAAGACUGUUUCUAAGGAGGAAGCUUCUGCUAUCAAAGCUGCAGGAAAAGCUUGGUACAACACCAUGGUCUCAGAUUCUGAUUAUACCGAGUUUGACAACUUCUCUAAGUGGCUGGGGGUUUCACAGUGA